UGUUUAACACGUGAAACUGAGAAUUCAUUUGCAAAUAGUGAUAGUGAUAGUUCAUAAUUUAGCCUUGGCGCGGCAAACCAUUACAAGAGAGCAGAGCUGAAAGUUUUAAACUUGCAAGGACUGCAAUGGCGACGUUUUAGUAAACCUUUUAAGUUUUAGCUAUCAAUACAGUUAACAUUAUUAGCAUAUAAUGGUAACCCUCUCUCGCAAUAUUUUCUCCUAUUUAGCAAAACAACUGUCUCAACACGCUCAAUCGUCACACCCGAUCCCAAACUUCAUUACUUUCUCUCAGAUUCAACAACACCUCGAAACCCACAUAGUCACCACCCUCGGUUCCUGCACCGAUAUCUCCCAAAUCAAACAAGUACAUGCCCACAUUCUCUCUAAUGGACUUGCCCAAUGUUGUUAUGUCAUCACCAAGCUUGUUCGCACCCUCACUAAUCUCAAUAUCCCCAUGGAUCCAUAUCCUCGCUCCAUUUUUAACCAGGUUAAGUUUCCUAAUCCGUUUCUUUAUUCUGCUGUUAUUAGGGGUUAUUCAAUUGAAGGGAUUUUGAGCGAGUCUGUUAAAGUUUAUAGCUUUAUGAGAAUGGAACAUGUUGGGCCUGUUUCUUUUACGUUUUCUGCUAUUUUUAAGGCGUGCGGGGCUGUUGGUGAUUUGCAUUUAGGGAGGCAGAUGCAUGCACAGUCGAUUUUGAUUGGUGGGUUUUGUUCUGAUUUGUUUGUUAGUAAUACUUUGAUUGAUAUGUAUAUAAAGUGUGGGGUUCUGGAAUGUGGGCGUAAGGUGUUUAAUGCAAUGCCUGAGAAGGAUGUAAUUUCUUGGACGGAGAUGAUUGUUGCUUAUGCUAAAAGCGGGGACAUGGAUUCUGCACAUGUUUUGUUUGAUGGUUUGCCUGUGAAGGAUAUGGUGGCUUGGACAGCUAUGGUUACUGGUUUUUCACAGAAUGCUAAGCCAAGAGAGGCAAUUCAAUUUUUUGAGAGAAUGCAGGAUGCUGGUAUUGGAACUGAUGAAGUUACUUUGGUUGGUGUUAUUUCAGCUUGUUCUCAAUUGGGUGCGGCUGAGUAUGCUGAUUGGAUUCGUGAUAUUGCUGAGAAGCAAUAUGGGUAUGAUUGGGGUUAUAGUGUUGUUUUAGGAUCAGCAUUAAUUGAUAUGUAUUCAAAGUGUGGGAGUGUUGAUUGUGCUUAUAAAGUUUUUAAGGGACUGAAGGAUAGGAAUGUGUUUUCUUAUAGCUCGAUGAUUAUGGGGUUUGCUAUGCAUGGUCGUGCUGAUGCUGCAAUUAAAUUGUUUCAUGAAAUGAUUAAAACUGGGACAGCACCAAAUAAGGUUACAUUUAUUGGCGUGCUUACUGCAUGUGUUCAUGCAGGUAUGGUGGAAGAAGGUAUGGAGAUAUUUGAAUCAAUGGAGAAAUGUUAUGGCAUUAAACCAUCAGCUGAUCUUUAUACUUGCAUUGUUGAUUUGCUUGGAAGAGCUGGACGUUUGAGUGAAGCACUAGAACUUGUUAAAACAAUGCCAGUUGAACCUCAUGCAGGAGUAUGGGGGGCACUGCUUGGAGCUUGCCGUAUCCAUGGGAAUCCCGAGAUUGCUACUAUUGCAGCUACCCAUUUGUUUAAGCUUGAACCUCAUGGUAUAGGAAACUAUGUCAUGCUUUCUAACAUAUAUGCAUUGUCUGGAAGGUGGCUUGACGUUUCAUGGGUAAGGAAACUGAUGAGAAGUAAAGGUCUCAAGAAGAAUCCUGGAUGUAGCUGGAUUGAGGCAAAGAAAGGAGUGAUUCAUGAGUUCUUUUCAGGGGAUAUGACCCAUCCCUUGUCUAAUGAGAUUAAGCAAGUGCUGAUGGAUCUUCUGGCUAGAUUGGAAGCUGAUGGUUACCAGCCAAAGCUCACUUCUGUGCCAUAUGAUUUAAAUGAUGAAGAAAAGAGACGUAUAUUAAUGACACACAGUGAGAAGUUAGCUUUGGCCUUUGGAUUGAUCAGUAUGGAUCCUGGUUGUGCCAUAAGAAUUAUGAAAAACUUGAGAAUAUGCGAAGACUGCCACUUAGUUAUGUGCGGUGCAUCCAAAAUUAUGGGGAGAGAGAUUGUUGUGAGGGAUAACAUGAGAUUCCAUCAUUUCCAUGACGGAACAUGCUCUUGUGGUAAUUUCUGGUGACUGAAGCUGGGUUUGGUUUGUUGUUGAGAUCACAGAGUGGCCAUUAGGAUCUUUUCUUCACAGAGUGAUGACAGAUUGGUCAUUAGGAUCAUUUCUCCACAUGGAUGGUUGGUUACAGUGCGAUCACUUGUGCAUAUUGCACAUGUUUCCUGCACCGAGAUUCAUUGUAUGCAUGCGCAUAACCAGGAUUUGAUUGCCAUAUUAGUUUUUUAUUUGCACAGGAAAAGCAUAUCCUUGAUACAUAAUGUGUAAGAGCGUCGAUGGUGUAUCAGAUACACUGUAUCCUAGGUGUUUCUUGCAGAUUUGGAGGCAUCUAUUCCUGAGCUUCAGUUCCUGACAGAAAAACACAUGGCAUGAUGCAAGUUUGUGUUUUUCUCUUUAAAGAAGGCAUUUGCUUGUUUUGGCAUAUUUGACCUUGGAAUGAGCAUAUAAAUUCUGUUCAGUCUGAAUAUUGUACAUCUUUAUAGUAGUCCCUGGAAAUGGCAAGUGGUUAGUUGAUGCAACCAGAUAUCAAACAUCUUCAAGCAAACUUUCUCAUUUAUGAUGUCUUCACCUGGAAAUGGCAAUGUGCACAUAAACACUUUCUCAUUUGUGAGGCAUGACGAGCAUGUGAUGUCUUCACCUUCAUGCCAAACUGUUCUCCUGCAGGUGUAACGCGAUUAAAUGAAAUUUCUUGAACCAUUGCCAUCUAUAUACUGUGGGGUAUAGCUACAUCAGCUAGGCCAAGUUAUAUGCAUGGAGAUAUAGCAUCGCCACUUCAAUGAGAUGGAAUAACUUGCAGCUCCCAGUGCAUGUAACUCAUUAAAAAGGUUCUCUUUCCCACUCUUGGCAUGUCACAAUUGGAUGCCUGAUUUUUGAAUAUGUCUUCUACGUUCUAACUACUUAAUUUGCUGAUAAAAAGUUAGUCUUCUGCCUGUUUAUUGUGAUUUUUUUUUGUUUUGUUUUUUUCCUUGGGGGUUAGAAUUUAGGGUAUAGUCAUAAGUUGGUAGCUAUGGCCUAUGGGGGCCAUACAGACAAACAGGCAUGUGAAGUUGUCUUCAUUUUGGAAGCACCAAAUUUUAUUGGCAGAUCUCUCAUGCAGCAAUAGCCAUUUCUGGCUUAUCUCAUGUAUGGACGUUUACAUACAUCUUUUGAUGCUUCCUCCACAUAAGUGCAAGGCAAAAUGGUUUAAGACAAAAAGAUGCGGCGGUCGUUUUGAUAUUCUAAACAAAACGUGUGUGCAUCCUUUAAUAGUUAUACUAAUUCGACACUCUUCCAUAACAAACAAACAACAUAGAAUUAAUAGAUUCUCGUUUCUUCGUUGCCUAUUGGGCCGGAAGAGAUGAAGACGACAACUACAUGUGGCCAUUUUUGAUGUUAUUCGAAGCCACUCAGUACCAAGAAUUAGGACUGAUGACGAAUAUUUAUCGCAAUAUAUCAGUAAGUCAAUGUUCAAGCAUUUGUUUUCUAAUGUAGGCUGCUGGAUUUCAUCUUAGUUUAAAGGAAAAGUUUCUUUAUGUGCAGAAUAUUAUUGAUUAUAUAUUAACUAUUUUUCUGGGAUUGUCAUGACUAUCUAUGAUUUGGAAUGUGGAUCAUAUAUAACAUAAUUUUUAGAACUACAAGAAUAAUAAUUAUUAUUAUUAUUAUUUUUUUAA
Ricinus communis (castor bean) is the source of this 3774-nucleotide messenger RNA. Its product is annotated as pentatricopeptide repeat-containing protein At5g44230. Lineage: Eukaryota; Viridiplantae; Streptophyta; Magnoliopsida; Malpighiales; Euphorbiaceae. The transcript is spliced from 2 exons. Bases 191 to 2140 code for a protein of 649 amino acids. Gene Ontology annotation, biological process: RNA modification. The record is from RefSeq and is a predicted model, not a curated record. Gene Ontology annotation, molecular function: zinc ion binding; RNA binding; protein binding.